CUCUUCCCUAUUUAUAAACCCCCAAUCUCACUAGUUGUAUCCUAAACUCAAAACCCAUCACAUAAAAUCUUUUUUUUUUUGGAGUUUAUGAUCAAAAUGGGCAAUUGCUCCAUAAAAGCAGUAUCCGACGGGCAAAACCCGAAUUCGAUCAGGGUUUUCGGGGGCUCGGGAGAGGCAUUUGAGUUCAACUAUCCUAAGCUUGCAGGAGAUAUUUUACAAGAAUAUCCAGGCUACCGGAUUUACGGCCAGAGCUGCGCAUCUUCGCCUCUAUCCGGCGACGAAACCCUGGCAGGAGGGCAGGUCUACUACCUUAUUCCGCAAGGAACAAACCCCAGAAUCGUUCAGUAUCGCAAGGUUAACUUGCAGCCCAAGAUACAGGUUUCGCCACUCAGGAGAAAGAAUGGGAUGUGGAAAGCGAAGGUAGUGAUCGGAACCAAGCAACUGGAGGAGAUUCUUGCGGAGGAAGGGAACACCGAGAUCCUCAUAGCGCAGUUAAGGGCUGCGGCUGCAAACUCUGCUCCGGACAGGAAAAAUGCCGAACGGUACUUCUGUUAGGGCUCAGUUCCGCCAUUGUUGGAACUGAUGCUAUAAAGAGCUCCGUAGUUGUGAUGUGUGCUCAUGUAAAUAACCAGUGGGAUGACCGCCCAAAAAGUAUAAGGAUGUGUUCAUCGUUUAAAAAAAAAAAAACCCAGGGCGUCUUCUAAUGCCCGCUAUGACCCUACAAAAUAUGGCUACAGGUUUUGAGAAAAUUUUUUUUUUGGGUAUUUGUUCAUAGGAGAUGUCAUUUUGUGUAUUUUAGGCGAUGAUGAGGAAACCAGAUUUGUGGUCAAUGAAGAGUUGGUUUACGAAAAGGGGACCAGAAGUCAAACCGGAAUAGACCGGUUUAGUCAUUGUUUUGAUUUCGGUA
This is a messenger RNA of Tarenaya hassleriana, 907 nucleotides long. RefSeq lists its product as uncharacterized. The transcript has a single exon. NCBI's taxonomy places the organism in Eukaryota, Viridiplantae, Streptophyta, Magnoliopsida, Brassicales, Cleomaceae. Bases 88 to 555 code for a protein of 155 amino acids. The record is from RefSeq and is a predicted model, not a curated record.